AUGCACCCACUUAUAUUUGAACUGCCCCCACUUACAUCUGAACAACACCCUAAAAAAUCUGAUCAUCCCUCACAAUCCUCUAAAAAUUCUGAACCACCUAAAACUUCUGAACAAUCACAAAUUUCUAAACCCUCUUCAAAACCUUCUGCACAACCUCUGAAAACUUCUGAACAACAUAUUCCCCCUAAAACUGAAGAACUCCCUGCAACAGAAAAACAACCAGAAAACACUGAACCCACUUAUAAACCUUCUGAACAACAUCCAAAAACUUUUGAACCAAAGAUGCCCAUUGAAACAGAAAAGACCCAUAAGAAAGAGAAGCCACCAGAAACUUCUGUACUACCUUUAGAAAAUUCUGAACAACCUUCACAAACUUCUGUACCACCCCCUCCAGAAACUUUUGUUCCACCUCCAGAAACUUCUGUUCCACCUCCAAAAACUUCUAUACAACCUCCAGAAACUUCUGUACAAGCACCUUCAGAAACUUUUGAACUUAUUAGUGGAGGCAAUGCUAACAAUACAAUUGUGCCCAUAUAA
Molecule: messenger RNA, 537 nt
Organism: Chenopodium quinoa (quinoa)
Lineage: Eukaryota; Viridiplantae; Streptophyta; Magnoliopsida; Caryophyllales; Amaranthaceae
Product: pollen-specific leucine-rich repeat extensin-like protein 1
Exons: 1
Coding region: 1-537 (178 amino acids)
Source: RefSeq, a predicted model, not a curated record